UUUUCCUAGUACUCUCUCCCUGAAAUACAAAACUAAAAAGGAAAGGAGAGAGAAAAUAGGGAAUAGAAAACAAAAAAAACCAUUAAUAGCAGCUUCAAUUUGUGACGGCUUAUAGUUCUUCUUCAAAUUUCACAUUAGAUCGGUUUCUCUGGCUGCUUGCUACAUUCAGAUUACCAUUUUUAUCUCUCUACUCUCUCAGAUUUUGGUGGAUUUGUCGAUUUAAUUAAUUUAUUUUUUAUUUUUUUAGUUUUCUUUUGUAUUUUAUACUGAUCAUUUUGAAACCCUAAUUUUCCAUCAUGGCGAUGACGGCCGAUUCAUCGCAAACUGCGGCUGCUGAUACUAUCAGCAGUCCGCAAAAGCAAAAACCUCUGCCAUGGGCACAGAUAGUCCGAGGUGAACCGGAAUCAAUGGCUUCUUCUCUUCAGCCGCUACCUCCUCCACCACAGUUGCUGCCUGAGCAAUCUACUUUUUCAGAUUGUUCCUCUCCUUCUAAGGCAGCAGCGGCGGCGGCCCCUCAGCCCGAAACUUUUGAGACUGUUGAGACUAAUAAUGAUAUUAGCAAUGCGGGUGACACAUCCAAGAAAGCUUCGCCUUGGAAGAAGCCAUCACCAAACGGCUUAGCGGCGGCUGAGGUUAUUAAUCCAGUGAUGGGAGCCGUUUCUUGGCCUGCUUUAUCUGAAUCAACUAAUAAAGCAUCUCCAAAAUCAUCAGCACCGUCUGAUCUAAAAGUCAUUCCUGAUGGACCAUCAUCACCAGUGCCUAAUUGUCAGGGACCUGUAAUUCCUAAGUCACCUCAGAGGCAAGUUAACUCUAAUGCAAAAUCUAAUGUAGUGCCAGCUAGACAAAGGUCCAUGAAGCGUGGUGGUGGUGGUGGUGGUGGUGCUAGUGGUAGUAAUAGUAGCUCAGGAGCUGUGCAUUCUCAAACUAAUUUCACUCAUCCUCCACAGCAGCCGCCAUCACCACCACCUUAUCCUAUAUUUGCAAUGUCUCCUAAUGGUUAUGGGAAUCUGGUGCAAGUAAUACCUGAUCAAUCUGCAAGGGGAAACAAUUGGGAACCUAGACCAAUAGUUGGGGGUAUGGUGCCUCAACCACCUGUAAUGAAUGAUCACAGGCAUCCUUCUCGAAGAGGUAAUUUUGGACCCCGGGGAGAUGGUCACUAUCAUAACAAUUUUGGAGGAAGGCGUGGUGAUCAAGAUCGUGGACAUUAUGGGAAUGGAAGAGAUGUUCCUGCCCAAUCGCAGAGAUCUCCUAGAGGCGGCUUGGGGAGGAUGCCAUCACAAAAUUCAGCUCCAUUUGUUCCACCCCAGCCUGUAAGACCUUUUGGAAAUCCCUUGGGCUUUCAUGAUUUCAUGUACAUUCCAGUGCCAUUGGAGUCCGUUAGGGGGAUGCCAUUCAUCGCACCAGCACCAGUACCAGCACUAUCUCCUUUGCCUGAUAUGGUAGUCCGUCAGAUAGAAUAUUAUUUCAGUGAUGCUAACUUAAUUACAGACAAUUAUUUGAAGUCAAAAAUGGAUGAUCAAGGAUGGGUUCCGAUUUCUUUAGUAGCUGGCUUCAAUCAAAUUAGAAAGAUGACAAAUGACAUCCAUUUAAUUUUGUAUUCCUUGGGGACUUCAACUCUUCUAGAAGUACAGGAUGACAAAUUGAGAAGGCGUAAUGAUUGGAUGAAAUGGAUACCUAGUUCUAGUAACCAUUCUACUGAUUCAGGCCAACAGUCCUUCAACGCUAAUGAUUUGCCGACAAAUUCACUCCAAAAGAUGACAAUGGAAGAAGUAGCAGCCAACGGAAAUACCAUCCAGUCGUCCCCUAAAGUAGAGGACUCUCCAGAGAGUUCAUCUGAUCAGUUGAUGUCUCGGCUACAGAUCUCUCAAGGGGAAAAUAUUGACAAUGGGAGAUCUAGCUGAAACUGAUCUCAAUCAGUGUACACCAUCACUUUUAUUUUUAGCACAAGAAUACUGAAUUGUUUCAAGGAAAGGGAGAGAUGAAUGCUACUCUGGAAGGUCAGAAGUACCUUUCUAAUUUAUCCAUUGUUGUGCCUGGUUUUGACAGAUUUUCUUGAGGCACAUGAAGGAAAACAAAUAAGAACACAUAUAGGUAAUUUUGAUCAAGCAAAGAACGGAAGAAAAAAAAACAGAGAGAACUUUGGUUUAACUGGGGAGAAUUUUAAGGUUAUUUUGCUCUUGUAUAGCUUUGUUAUGGUGUGGAUGGUUUUUAUUUUUUUAACUUUCGAUGGCACAGCAUGCAUAGCAAUCUUAGAGUUGCAAUUUAAGGCCAAGCAAUGUGUUAUCGGAUACCAUAUUCCAUUAAACUGCUCUCUUUUGAUAAAGGGAUUUGAACUUCAGUC
Molecule: messenger RNA, 2341 nt
Organism: Mercurialis annua (annual mercury)
Lineage: Eukaryota; Viridiplantae; Streptophyta; Magnoliopsida; Malpighiales; Euphorbiaceae
Product: la-related protein 1C-like
Exons: 6
Coding region: 297-1901 (534 amino acids)
Biological process (GO): RNA processing
Cellular component (GO): ribonucleoprotein complex; nucleus
Molecular function (GO): RNA binding
Source: RefSeq, a predicted model, not a curated record